AUGAAGUGCUUUUGGCGCUCGGUGGUCUUCUCCCUCGCCAUCUCCUUGGCAUGGUGUGGCAUCAAGGACCUUCACGAGCACUUCGAACAAGUGGGCGGGGAGGCCCAAUCCCUCCAUCCUCGUAGCCUUCUCAGGAACGAAAGCCUUCAGGUGACCAACCUCUCCCCCGAAUUCCAUCAAGAAAACACGGUGACCAACGACUUGAGCGUGGAAGAAGAAGAGGAGGAGGACUACCUGGACUUUGACAAACUCUUCAGAGAUGACGACGACGACUAUAUUGAUAUAAUUGACAGCAUUCCGGAUACCAUCUCUCACGUCGAGCAAGGAAACGUGCUGGAGCUCUUCCGCGGGAAGACCAGAAUCCAACGUCUCAACAUCCUCAACGCCUACUUUGGCUUCAACCUUUACCGAAGCCUUCGGGACCACGUCAACUCUUCCGACAAUAUCUUCUUGGCUCCGGUUGGCAUCUCCACCGCCAUGGCGAUGGUUUCCUUGGGACUAAGAGGUCAAACCCUGGAGGAGGUCUUGGACGUUCUAGGUUUUGAAGACUUCGUGAAUUCCAGUUCCACCUAUGACUACUUGACUUUUCACAACCUCUUCCUCAAACUCACUCAUCGGCUCUUCCGGAGAAAUUUUGGCUACACCCUCAGGUCAGUCAAUGACCUCUACAUCCAAAGGCAAUUCUCCAUCCUGAACGAGUUCAAGGACAAUAUGAAAAAGUACUAUUUUGCCGAGCCUCAGCUGGCUGACUUUUCUGACCCGACCUUCAUCACUCAAGCGAACGAGCGGAUUGUAAAGCUCACCAAAGGCUUAAUUAAAGACGCUCUCGUCAACGUGCACCCUGAUACGCUCAUGAUGAUUCUCAAUUGUUUGUACUUCAAAGGAACCUGGGAAAACAAGUUUCCGGUGGAGAUGACCCACAAGCAGACCUUUCGGCUGAACGAGAAGGAGACGGUCAAGGUCCCUAUGAUGAAGAUCAAAGCCAGCUUCCUGGCCACUGAAGACAACGAGCUGGACUGCAGGGUGUUGCAACUGCCCUACGUGGGUAACAUCAGCAUGUUGAUUGUGCUUCCCUACAAGCUGGCGGGUCUGAAGGGUCUGGAGAACCAGCUGAGCCCCCAGGUGGUGGAGAGAUGGCAGAAGAGCAUGACCAACAGAACUCGAGAAGUGGUGAUGCCCAGAUUUAAGCUGGAGAAGAACUACGACUUGAUUGAAAAUCUGAAAGCGAUGGGGAUCGGGGAGCUGUUCACCCAGCGCGGCAACUACUCGGGCAUCUCGGAGGAAAGGAUCACCAUCAAUAAGUUUAAUCAUCAAGGGACGAUUACGGUGAACGAAGAAGGGACCGAGGCUGCCUCCAUGACCACCGUGGGCUUUAUGCCCCUCUCAGCUCAGAUCCGUUUCGUCGCUGAUCACCCCUUCCUCUUCCUGAUCUACGAACAUCGUACCAGCUCCCUGCUCUUCAUGGGGAGAGUUUCUGACCCCAGCAAGCAUUAA
Molecule: messenger RNA, 1494 nt
Organism: Protobothrops mucrosquamatus (brown spotted pit viper)
Lineage: Eukaryota; Metazoa; Chordata; Lepidosauria; Squamata; Viperidae
Gene: SERPIND1
Product: serpin family D member 1
Exons: 4
Coding region: 1-1494 (497 amino acids)
Biological process (GO): negative regulation of endopeptidase activity
Molecular function (GO): serine-type endopeptidase inhibitor activity
Source: RefSeq, a predicted model, not a curated record